UACAUAAAAAUUUGCUCAAGGAUGCCUGAAGCCAUAACGUGGUACCUUAUUAUAGCUGUAGCUAUGGCAUUACUGGUCAUAGCUCAGAUAUAUCUAGUAGUGACCAAUAUAACUUUUGGGAGCACGGAGAACGAAACAAAGGAAUGCAUACAUAAGAUAUUAUCUAUCGAAGGUAAGAAUGCAAUCCAACUCAGACGUCAGAUACUGCAAAGAAGAGAGAGAAACUGCAUAGCAUGUUCUUGGGGAGUAUCCGGCACUGAUGCACAGUGCUUUUUUUGGCACGUACCGGAAACCAAAACCGCAACACAUGCAAAUAACCUAAAAACCGCUGCUAAGACAGAAAAAGUUAGCAAGUAA
This is a messenger RNA of Teleopsis dalmanni, 357 nucleotides long. RefSeq lists its product as uncharacterized. The transcript has 4 exons. Lineage: Eukaryota; Metazoa; Arthropoda; Insecta; Diptera; Diopsidae. The coding region runs from base 22 to 357 and encodes 111 amino acids. The record is from RefSeq and is a predicted model, not a curated record.